GCUGUGAAGCAAAGAAAGAGGAACAGUGUGGAAACAACACUUGCAACACUUCUAACAUUUCUUAUCUACAGAGAAGAUAGAGGAUCGCAUACCUGUACCUUCAGAUCAUGGGCAUCUCAUGGGCUAGCUGUGUGAAAAAUGCUGAAAACAUGGAAGGAAGACCUCCCAAUUAUAAUUCUUGGCAACCUGGUUCAUCUUAUACAGCAACCAUCCAAAAUAAAGCUGGAGAUUAUCUAACCAGCUAUAUCGAUGAUGAUGAUGAUGAUGCUGAUGUAAUGUUUGUACCAUUUGCUGCAAAAGAUCCCGGUGUUUGUGAUUAUACAAUAACAGAGUACAACAACACUAAUGAUUCACCUUUGUCCGUGGCCAUCACUUUCCGUGUAAAAGAAAAAACCUAUAGACUGUGUUCUAACAUGAAAAGAGAUAAAAAAAAAAUCAGACAACUUUGCGUAAAGAAAAGAGAUCUUCCUCCUGACAAAAUUCAUGGUACACACUGUUCCUUUCUAUUUUACAUGAAGAAUUUAAGUGAAGAUUUAUAUGAACUGCAGUGUGCUGACGGUCUUGAACAAUACUUAUCCUACAGAAAACAGAAGCAUGCUAUCUUGAAAACUGUAGCUGUUAUCCAUUUGGAUGAAACCUGUCAUAUGACUAUUUCACGCAACUAAAGCAACUGAAAUUCUAAGCUGGAAAGGAAUAUCAUACUAUCCCCCAUUUGUAAUAUAAUGCACAAAGUUGCUCAUGUGCAGUUACCCAUAGCAACCAAUAAGAUGUUUGCUUUAAAACAGAAGACCAAUAAAACGCUAUCUGCUGUUUGGUUGCUAUGCGUUACUGCACCUGGGCAAACUUAGCCCCAUAUAAGUUAAGUAAAGGGUGAACUAUUCCUUUAAGACGGUGAGCCAAAAAUGGGAUACCGUCCCAUAAAUAACAUUUCCAUAGAUUAAAGUUGUGAUAUUAAAAAUGUAACAAUUAAUAAGUGUUGGAUUUUAAACAACAUUAUCUAACAUGUACAAUGUAAAACAAUUGUGUUAUUGCAGCAAUAUACCUGUGGUGUCUCAGUGGGUGUCACUGCUGCCUUGCAGUGCCAGGAUAAUAGGUUUAAUUCCAGCCAAGGCAAAAUAAGCAAGGUGUACUACCUGUUCUCCCUCUGCUUGCAUGGUUUUUCUCCAGCUUCCUCCCAUAUUACAUUGUAUGGUCGACUGGGGCAGACAAUGAUGUCAAUGUAAAGUGCUGUGAAAGUCUUGGUGCUUUAUAAGUAAAGGAUGAUGAUAAUAAAACUCAAAAAUUAGAGUAUUCAGAAAAUGCAGUAGAUAAUUCAUAGCCCCCAUAGUAUACAGUUGUCUGUAAUUGUUUACUUUGUCUUCAAUUAUUUCAGUAAAUCACGCUAAUCUAACCAAUUCUAUUCAUUAAAGGGGGAACAUACCCAUUCUUUGUAUAGUGAAAGAAAUGGUCAUUUACACUGUGCUGUGUCUCCUCCUGUGUACAGUCAAUCUUGCAUUGUAUUAUACAUAAAUAAAUGCUUUUUGCAACA
This is a messenger RNA of Xenopus laevis (African clawed frog), 1528 nucleotides long. It is a transcript of the gene tex12.S, whose product is annotated as up regulated post tail amputation-1 protein S homeolog. The record is from RefSeq and is marked predicted. Lineage: Eukaryota; Metazoa; Chordata; Amphibia; Anura; Pipidae. The transcript has 6 exons. Bases 108 to 665 code for a protein of 185 amino acids.